Alexandromys fortis (reed vole) is the source of this 1193-nucleotide messenger RNA. RefSeq names its product ADP ribosylation factor like GTPase 5C (gene Arl5c). NCBI's taxonomy places the organism in Eukaryota, Metazoa, Chordata, Mammalia, Rodentia, Cricetidae. Gene Ontology annotation, biological process: vesicle-mediated transport; intracellular protein transport; protein localization to Golgi membrane. The record is from RefSeq and is a predicted model, not a curated record. Gene Ontology annotation, cellular component: trans-Golgi network; cytoplasm. Gene Ontology annotation, molecular function: GTP binding; GTPase activity. The transcript is spliced from 6 exons. Bases 77 to 616 code for a protein of 179 amino acids.
GAACGCUUGAGGCUACAUCCAGCCGGGGAGGCCACUGAGUCCCCCACAUCCCUAGACCACUAGUUCCCGGAGUGCCAUGGGACAGCUGAUAGCCAAACUGAUGCGAAUCUUUGGGAGCCAGGAGCACAAAGUCAUCAUCGUGGGACUGGACAAUGCAGGAAAGACCACCAUUCUCUACCAGUUCCUGACCAAUGAGGUGGUUCACACGUGUUCCACCAUUGGUAGCAACGUGGAAGAAAUUGUUCUUCGGAAGACCCGCUUCCUCAUGUGGGACUUAGGGGGCCAGGAGGCUCUGCGCUCCUCCUGGGACACUUACUACUCCAGUACGGAGUUUGUCAUCCUUGUGAUCGACAGUACAGACCGGAAUCGGCUGCUGACCACCCGGGAGGAACUGUAUAAGAUGCUGGCCCAUCAGGCGCUUCAAGAUGCCUCAGUCCUGAUCUUUGCCAACAAGCAGGAUGUGAAAGACUCCAUGAGCCCAGCAGAGACCUCCCAGUUCCUCACGCUCAGUGCCAUCAAGGAGCACCCGUGGUAUAUCCAGAGCUGCUGUGCCCUCACUGGAGAAGGGCUGCCAGCUGGGCUUCAGUGGAUGCAAUCUCAGACCACGACCAACUGAAGUUGCCGCCUGAGGCCUACCAGAAGCCGCACGGUUAGCACCGGUGGGACACCCCAUCAUUUGCUGGUGGAAGCGGGGUGUCUGGCUAUGGACAGAGAGACUGCCACUGGCCCCUCAUUUGCUACUGAGGAGCUGGAUCAAGGACUUCAAGAUGGUGCGGGCAGAGCCAUAGAUGAAAUGUCUCCCACUCCAACACUGAAGGUGUGAGGAGACACGGGGAACCUGCUGGGUGUGUUGGGGGACCUUCUCCCAGCCUUCACCUUCUGUCUGCCCGGAAAGCAAGAGAUUUUUGACAUUGGGCCAUAUUCUUUGGACAAAGGAGAUCCCGAUAAAGGAGCCAACAGGACUGGGCCAAAACUUGCCCGGUGUGGUGAGCUGGAUCGGUGGAGGAUGGGAAGACAGAACCUUCCAGAAAGAGGCAACCCUUCACACUGCAGGAAUCGGUGCCCUCCCACCCCCUCCCCUUUCUGCUCCCUCUUGGGUGCUAACUCUGACUCCAGCUUUUGGGGUCCAAGUCACCACGUGGAGUCUCUCAGUGUUCUUCCAGUGUGAGUCCUUACUCCUCUCAAAUGUCAAG